Acanthocheilonema viteae is the source of this 462-nucleotide messenger RNA. The record is from the annotation of a GenBank genome assembly. Lineage: Eukaryota; Metazoa; Nematoda; Chromadorea; Rhabditida; Onchocercidae.
AUGAUUCGAUCAAGAGAUCGAAAUAAUGAUGGAAUGUUAAAUAUAGCAGAAUUUGUAACAUUAUUAUUAACCCGAAAUCGGAUUAAUCGAAAUAAGGAACUUUUUGAAUUAAUUGAUAUUAAUAAUGAUGAUAAAAUUACAUUUGAAGAAUUAACGUCUGUUAUGGAUGGUAAUUCAGGUGCUCAACAACAUUCCGGAACACAGGUAAGAAGGAAACAAAAUUUAGCUCAUCAAUUGAUAACACUUAUUGAUCAGAAUUUUGAUCAAAGAUUAUCUCUUCAAGAAGUGCAAAAUUUUGCUGAUGCAAAUAAAAGAGGAAACAGAACUGGAAUACUGAGAGAAUUCGAGUACAUCGAUUCUAAUAGGGAUGGCUUUUUAACAAUUAAUGAAAUAAUUAAGGAACCGGAAAAAAUAGCGGCAUUAGUACAUUUCCAGGAACCACCACCAGUUAUCAAUAAUUAG